Messenger RNA from Thelazia callipaeda (thelaziosis nematode), 4341 nucleotides. The record is from the annotation of a GenBank genome assembly. NCBI's taxonomy places the organism in Eukaryota, Metazoa, Nematoda, Chromadorea, Rhabditida, Thelaziidae.
AUGGCUGAACAAUCGAAUAUGGACAUUUGUCCUUUACCGUUACCUUCGAAGACGGUUACUGCUGGUAUAAUUGCUCGUGUACCACCUGCUAUUACAUCACCAUUGCCUGUGGAUAAGCAUAGUACUAGCACUGCGGCACAUUUUGCACGAAAACUUCAAAUUGUAUUAGUGAUGGAUUUGAAAGCGGCAAAAAAUAUUAAAGUACGGGAAAUGGCAUGCAAUGAUGUUCAGAAGGUAGCGGACUCGCUUAAUGUCAAUUUGACGCGCUUAGAUUUUGAUCGUCUUGAUUUUGGUGAGACAAAUGCACUUGAUGUUUUUUACAACGCGGAUGUCGCACUAGUUGAUGUUUCUAUCACGCAGCAGCAGCCAAGUCUUUGUUAUCAUAUUGGAGUACGUGAGUCGAUGGGCCAGUCAUACAAUAUUAUUCUAACGCAUUUUACAGAAGAAACUUCUGAAUUGCUCGUUAAAGCUCUCAAGAAGACUUUAGCUCAUUUACCAAUGAUUGUUUAUAUAUUGGAAAAUGAUAGCUCAUCUCUGAUAUCAGUUGAUAAAGCUUCGAAAACUGAAAGCUUAACGCAGCUAAAAGCCGGUAUUGAACAGAUAACAGAAAAGGCAUAUACUAAGUGUGGACGUUUGAUAACAUUCCGUUCAAGGAUGAAGCAAGCUUUAAAAAGCGUGCAAAUUGAAGCAUCAGCACACUCGCGUGAAAAGUUUUUGUCCGAUCUCCGAAAAGCACGUGAAACACAAGAUGUUGCUGAAGCUAAUCGUUUUCUGGAUAAAAUGAGACACCGUUUGGACAAUCCGGAUGUAUUGAGUGUUGAUACACUUUAUCAGUUUAUGCUGAGUUACAGAGAUAAUCAAAAUUACGAUGCAAUCAUUAGCCUUUAUGAUGAUCUCAGUCGGAUUGAAAAUUGCUCUAUUGUGAAUGCUCAAGCUAUCCGUUUUCUCUAUGCCUUUGCACUCAAUAGACGUAACAACGAAGGUGAUCGUGAUCGUGCUUUGCAGACGGUAUUGCAGGUAACUGCCAGUUGUAAUGACAGUGCUGCUAUAUCGCCAGAUAUAAUUUGUUUGGCAGGACGUAUUUACAAAGAUAAAUUCAUCAACAGUAAUUAUGAGGAUCAUGAAUCAUUGAAUAAAGCAAUCGAAUGGUAUAGGCGAGCAUUCGACUUGUCGCCUUUGGAAUAUUCUGGAAUAAAUUUAAUAACGUUACUGCGUGCGAAUGGUGAAACAUUUGAAAAUAACUGUGAGAUGCAACAGAUUGGUAUGCAGCAUUAUAUCUCCCGGCAAAAUCUUUAUGAAAUUGUAGCAGUCGUGCUUAACAGUUUGCUGGGAAGGAAAGGCGCUCUGGCGAAUUUGACUGAAUAUUGGGAUGUAGCAACUUAUUUUGAGGUUUCUGUACUAGCUGAAGAUUAUCCCAAAGCAUGUCAAGCAGCACUGAAAAUGGCAAUUUUGAAACCACCCAUAUGGUUUUUGAAAUCAACAAUGGAAAAUAUAAAACUACUAAACCGUUGCGCAGCAACGCUGUCUCCGGUCGAAAAAGAAAAGCAGCAAUUCUUAUUCUGGUCAGAAUUCUUUAUGGAAGCAAUUGAUUCAGAGCAAGAAAUAAUUUGUGGGCGUUUUCCAGUUCUGAUUCAGGAAGUUACUAAACAAUUCACACCAAGCUUUUUAACACUAAAUGUAAGUGAGGGUUCGAUAAUUCUCAGUCAUGUACUGGAAAGCAGUCAACAAAAGAAACCUCCUCCAGGUAUCCAUCGUUGGCAUUUCACUGCUACAAACAUCAAAGCAGUGUCCGCAUCGAAGCGUGAUGAUCGUUCUAUGUUUCUCUAUGUUCAUGAAAAUUCGGAUGAUUUCAAUUUAGUAUUUCCAUCAGCUGCGCACUGCAAUAAGGUAAUGGGUUCGUUGAUUGAAAUGAUUAAUGAACUGGAUGGUAACGCGGGUCGUGUCUUACAUGAUUGUGAAGCUCAGAAUCGCUUGGAGUUUGAGUAUGAAUUGACGAAUAAUGGUGAUCGCGUGGUUCUCGGGCGUGGUACAUAUGGUGUUGUUUAUGCUGGAAGAGAUUUGUCAACACAAAGGUCUAUAGUAGUGAAAGAGGUGGAAGUGAAAAACGAAGAAGAAGUUCAACCGCUAAUGGAAGAAAUUCAGUUACAUUCAACUCUUUCCCAUCAGAAUAUUGUUCAGUACCUUGGAUGUAAACUAGUCAAAAUAGAUCAAGGAAAUGACAUUUUCCAAAUAAUUAUGGAGCAAGUUCCUGGAGGAAGCUUAAGCUCAUUGUUAAGGAGCAAAUGGGGCCCACUAAUGGAUAAUGAAAAAACGAUGGCUAUAUAUGGUAAACAGAUUCUAGAUGGCUUGCGUUAUUUGCAUGGUCAGAAAAUAGUACAUCGCGAUAUAAAAGGUGAUAACGUGCUUGUGAAUACUUAUAGUGGAGUUUGCAAGAUAUCUGAUUUUGGCACAUGUAAAAGACUGGCUGGUUUGAAUCCGGUGACUGAAACUUUCGCAGGGACUUUACAGUACAUGGCUCCAGAGGUAAUUGACCAUGGUCAACGUGGUUAUGGUGCUCCUGCAGAUAUUUGGAGUUUUGGUUGCACAAUGAUUGAAAUGGCUACAGGACGACCACCAUUUGUUGAACUCGGCUCACCGCAAGCAGCAAUGUUCAAGGUGGGGAUGUUCAAAACACAUCCACCGAUUCCUGAUGGCUUAAGUGAAAGAUGUAAACGAUUUAUUUUGAGGUGCUUUGAACCCGAUCCAAGAAAGCGUGCCGCUGCUGCAGAGUUACUAGUCGAUCCAUUUAUACAACAAUAUAUACCGCACUCAAAUCGAACUGGAAGUGCCAACAAAAAACAUUUUGAGACUUGGAAACAUAAUCGUGAAAUUCAGCGAUCGGUGUCUUAUAUUGGAGCGCAAGGAGAAGCAAGCAAGGAUGCUGAAACUGUAAAAAACUUACAUUUAUUGAUAGAGAGUACAGCAGCUUCACGAUUUCCGUCGCAUCAACUAGAUCACAGCACUAUUAGUCCAAAUUCAUCUGGUCUUCAACUGAGUCAACCCUCAUCUCCAGUCAUUGGUGAUGAUGAUAAUACACAUCCGCAGCUAAAUUCAUUAUCAUCACUCUGUAGCCCUUCGAUAAAUGGAGCAGUCUCAUCAGUUUCAAAUUCUAGCAUGUUAAAUAGAACUACCUCGGAUGAAAGUGGAAUGUCUUCUCGUUUUUUCAUGCUUAAGAAAGAUUCCGAACGGCGCAAUACUCUAUCACGUUUCAUGUUGGACUACAAGAACGAGAUUAUUGAUAAUUGGUAUGAACAUCUUACUAAAAGUCAGCUUGCUGGCGAUUUGGUUGUGACAAAAAAUGCAAUUGAUACAGUUCGAGCACAGCUAGAUUUUGAACCAGCUGCGAUUGCCCAAGUUAACCUUGCGUUGUAUAGUUUUUCCGAAGCAGUACAACCUUCAUUACGUCAGCAAACUAUUAAACCCCAUUGGAUCUUUGCUCUUGACAAUUUAAUUCGUAGUGCUGUGCAAGCUGCUGUUGGUAUUCUUUCACCAGAUCUGUCUGCAAUGUUAUCAAUACAAGAUGCACCAGGUAAUCGUAUGUCAUCAGUAUCUCGUGAAAGUGGUGGCUCACAUAGUGAGCACUCAACUGUGGACAGUCAAACUUGUUCUGGAUCGCGAGGUGUCAGCCGAGAAAUAAUGUGGAAUAAUUUUUCAUCAGAAAUGCGGAAAGAAAUGCGAUCAUUGCUGGAUGAAAACAGAAGGUUGUUCGAAGAGUUGGUUUCUGUCGAACGCGAAUAUAAUGAAUUACUUCAAACAACUUUGAAAGACAAGCGCUUGCGCGUGAAACGUUUGUCUGAUUUAUUGUCUGAUACUACUAAUAGCAGUCAGUUUCUAGCACCUUCUUCUCAAUUACGAUCCAAUUCACCUGUGUCGCCGCUAGUAGUACACACUAAAAUAAGUUCCUUUUCUUCAAAACUGCUAGCUGUAAGCAAUAUCAAAUCUACAAAUCAAGAAUUACCAGGCGAUGUAGAUAAUGCUUUAAAGUAUGGAAAUGAUGAAUUGGCACAGUGGUUGCAUUCUUUUGGUUGUGAUGAUGUUACAAUUGGUCGUAUAUUGGAAGAGGAAUAUACAAAACAAGAUCUUCUCGAUUUCGUUACUCGAGAUGAUUUAAUGAAACUUAAUCUAAGAGGUGGUGUAGUAUGCCGUAUCUGGCGAAAAAUUCUGCAAAACCGAGAACGUCAACAGUUUUCUGGUUUCUCAAGUCUUGUAGGUGGUCGUUCAAGGCGCAAUUCAUCAGAAGAUUUUUACUCAAUGGCUAAUGAUCCAGAAAUAUCCAUCCUUCCUGAGCUGAACAACAUAUGA